This is a messenger RNA of Malaya genurostris, 882 nucleotides long. RefSeq names its product brachyurin-like. The record is from RefSeq and is a predicted model, not a curated record. The transcript is spliced from 2 exons. Gene Ontology annotation, molecular function: serine-type endopeptidase activity. Lineage: Eukaryota; Metazoa; Arthropoda; Insecta; Diptera; Culicidae. Bases 1 to 882 code for a protein of 293 amino acids. Gene Ontology annotation, biological process: proteolysis.
AUGAAGACUGUCAUCCUGUUCACUGGCGCCUUGGCUUUGGCCUCGGCGGCUUUUGUCGAUUUAUCAAAAGUUAAACGCAUUAAAGACUUGGACCAGUUUUGGGAACAGUUGGAUCCGUCAAUGGGAAUUCAUCGUGGAACAAUGACGGCUCCGGAUAGCAGAAUAGUGAACGGCGAGGAGGCCCAACCCGGACAGUUUCCAUAUCUGGCGCUGGUAGUCACUUUCUUCGAGAAUGGUAAUGGUGCAUUGUGUGGUGGUUCGCUACUGACGCAAAACUUCGUAAUGACAGCUGCCCACUGUGUUGUCAGUGGAUCACCGCCUAGCCAUGGAACCAUCACUCUUGGAGCUCACAAUCGACAGGUCGAUGAGGAAUCCCAACAGAGAAUCGCUCAUGGCAUCAUCAACGUUCAUCCAAAUUACACAUCAUCGGGAUUGCGGAAUGAUAUCGCCACCAUCCAACUGUCAACUCCGGCAGUGUUCAACGAUUUCGUUCAACCCGUCGAUCUUCCGGCAAUUUCGGAUGAUCGCACAUUCGCAGGUAUAACGGGAAUCAUCUCCGGAUUCGGUCACUCCUCCCAAGAAUCCGGUUCGGGUCCAUCGGACGUGGUCAUGUUCACUAGUAACCCGAUUACAACCAAUGCUGAUUGUGGAGUUGACGAUCAGAAUAUCUGUUUGUCCGGAGAGGGCGGUCGGUCGAUAUGCCUCCGCUACAGACAGGCCGAGUUGCAGCUUAAUCUGAAGACGAGUUGCUGUCCCACCGCCCCGAAGCCAGUGCCGUCCCGCCCGUCGUCGUCCACUGAGAUCAUCAAGUCGACCAACGUUCAUCACGGCCGCAACGGAGUGUCGAGAAGAAGUUACCAGACAAUAAACUUGCGCAAGUAG